Messenger RNA from Humulus lupulus (European hop), 1858 nucleotides. Its product is annotated as actin-related protein 4. The transcript is spliced from 21 exons. Gene Ontology annotation, cellular component: SWI/SNF complex; NuA4 histone acetyltransferase complex. Lineage: Eukaryota; Viridiplantae; Streptophyta; Magnoliopsida; Rosales; Cannabaceae. The record is from RefSeq and is a predicted model, not a curated record. Bases 150 to 1478 code for a protein of 442 amino acids. Gene Ontology annotation, biological process: regulation of transcription by RNA polymerase II. Gene Ontology annotation, molecular function: chromatin binding.
CUCUUCGUUCUCGCUUCUUUUCUUCUUUUGAUUAUUAGGGUUUUUCAAAUUAUAUUUUAUAGCUUUUGCGGGCUUCAAUUAUUAAAUUCGUGGUCGUUUGGAAAAAAAAAAGUUUGUUUCUUUUCUUUUGUUAUUUAUUCUCUGCAGCCAUGUACGGAGGAGAUGAGGUAUCGGCUAUUGUAAUUGAUUUGGGUUCUCACACUUGCAAAGCUGGUUAUGCUGGUGAAGAUGCACCCAAGGCCGUUUUUCCAUCUGUUGUUGGAUCAAUUGAUCAAGUGGACGUUGAUGACUCUGCAAACGCUGAAAUGAACUCUGGAUCUGCUGUAGAACCUAAAAACAAUGCAAAUUCUGACAAAGCCAAGACAAAGCGGAAAUUAUAUGUAGGAUCUCAAGCUUUAGGAUUUCGCCGGGACAAUAUGGAGGUGUUGUCACCUACAAAGGAUGGAAUUGUUACUGACUGGGAUCUAGUUGACAGCAUAUGGGACCAUGCUUUUAGGGAGUGUCUACUGAUUGAUCCGAAAGAGCACCCAAUGCUGCUUGCAGAACCAUCAUCAAACACUCAACUACAAAGAGAAAGGACAGCAGAGCUAAUGUUUGAAAAGUACAAAGUUCCUGCCUUGUUUUUGGCGAAGAAUGCUGUUUUGACAUCCUUUGCAUCAGGACGUGCUACUUCAUUAGUUGUUGAUAGUGGUGGAGGAUCAACUACAGUUGCUCCAGUUCAUGAUGGUUAUGUUCUUCAAAAGGCUGUGUUAUCUUCUCCUAUUGGUGGAGAAUUUCUUACCGAUUGCUUGGUGAAAAGUUUGGAGAGCAAAGGUAUAUCGAUUAAACCUAGAUAUUCAUUCAAGAGAAAGGAAACACGACCUGGAGAGUUUCAGAUUGUUGACCUUGAUGUACCAAAUACAACAGAAAGCUACAGGCUUUAUUCCCAGAGGGUGAUUGCUAGUGACAUCAAGGAGUGUGUGUGUCGAGCCCCUGAUACUCCAUAUGAUGAAAGUGCAUAUUCAAAUAUUCCAAUGACUCCUUAUGAACUUCCUGAUGGCCAGACGAUUGAAAUCGGAGCUGAUAGGUUCAAGAUACCUGAUAUACUAUUUAAUCCAUCCCUGGUUCAGACAAUUCCUGGUAUGGAGAGUUUUGCAGAAAUUGCUCCUUCUGUUCGCGCAUUGCCUCAAAUGGUCAUAGAAAGUAUUAACAAGUGUGAUGUAGACAUUCGUAGAGAGCUAUUCAGUAGCAUACUGCUUGCUGGUGGCACAGCAUCAAUGCAACAGUUGAAAGAACGCCUGGAGAAAGAUCUGCUUGAGGAAUCUCCUCAAGCUGCUAGAGUCAAAGUUUUGGCAAGUGGAAAUGCAACCGAAAGGCGAUUUAGUGUGUGGAUAGGAGGGAGUAUAUUGGCUUCUCUUGGCUCGUUUCAGCAAAUGUGGUUCUCCAAAUCCGAGUAUGAAGAGCAUGGAGCUUCUUACAUUCAAAGAAAAUGCCCUUAAAGAUCAAACACAAGGUUUCUUCCUCCUUCCUUAGUCGACAUGACUCGACUUUGCUUCGCUCUUUGUCUAAUUCUGGACCGUUCACUCGACUCUAAUCUUAGAUCAAUCUUUUAAACGUUAAGUAAUGUAAUUAGUUUUUUGAUUGAACCCCUCUAAAGAGCUCUAUAUUUUUAGCAAUUGACUUUCAGGUCUAACCGUAUGCUGGAACUAUUUGGCCAAAAGUGUCAAAGCUUGUGUAUUUAGGUAGAUGAUUAUGAAUGAUGAGAUUGUAUCGAUUUGUACCUUGCUCUAUGCUUAUUUAUCCCUUCAAUUUUUAAACUAUACAGUUGUAAUGAAGCCUUGUUUUACAUUUCAAUGUUAGGUGAUUAUAGAUUUUGUUG